UCUUCAAUUUUUCUGAGUUUUUAGAGAAAAGUUUCUAUUAGUUUAUUUUUAUUGUAGACGUAUAAUAUUACAAGUUUAAUUUCCCUAGUGUGUCUUUACCUUUUGCCUUGUCUCCCUCACGAGACAAAAAGAGAAAGACAAACACUUUCUGUCUUUCUUUUCUUCCUCUCUCUCUCUUGCUCCGACCCCUUUCAAAAUUUGUAGCUAAUUAUGGCCUUAGAGGCUGUUGUUUACCCACAAGAUCCAUUCUCCUACAUCUCUUACAAAGAUUAUCAGUUUCACGACUUAUACUUUCAACAAGAAGAGGAUCGAGAUCCACUAGAAACCAAGAACAACGUUAAGCUAGGGCAAGAACAAAGACAAGGGUUUGAGAGUAUUUAUUAUAACGGCAACAGCGGAGAUAACAAUGAUGAUUAUAACUACAACGAUCAGAAGGAUCUUCAAUGGCCACGAGACGACCUUCCUUAUGGAUCUAUCGUCGAUACCGAGAACCAGCCUCCAACGUCUGUUUUAGCGACGGGAGAAGGGAGGAGAAAGAGGAGGAGGACGAAGAGUAGCAAGAACAAGGAAGAGAUCGAGAACCAGAGGAUGACUCACAUCGCCGUCGAGAGAAACCGUCGGAAACAAAUGAACGAGUACCUCGCCGUUCUCCGUUCUCUCAUGCCACCUUCUUAUGCUCAAAGGGGAGAUCAAGCGUCAGUAGUUGGCGGAGCAAUUAACUACUUAAAGGAGCUUGAGCAUCAUUUACAAUCAAUGGAUCCUACGGUAAACACCCCUGCCACAAAAGAGGCUGGAGACGGCGCCGGCGACCUGAUGAACACGAUCGCCGCCAGCUCAUCUGGACCGUUCUCAGAUUUCUUCGCAUUUCCUCAAUACUCGAGAAGGCCUUCCUCGUCGUCUGUGGCUGAGGGAACGGCGGAGAUAGAGGUGACGAUGGUGGAGAGCCAUGCGAAUGUGAAGAUACUUGCGAAGAAGAGACCGAAACAGCUUCUUAAACUGGUGGCAUCGAUUCAGAGCCUAAGGCUUACUGUUCUUCAUCUCAAUGUUACCACUCGUGACGACUCCGUCCUCUAUUCCAUCAGUUUAAAGGUUGAAGAAGGGAGCCAAUUGAAUACAGUGGAAGAUAUCGCAGCAGCUGUGAAUCAAAUCCUAAGGAGGAUCGAAGAAGAUUCAUCCUUUAGCUUGUGGGGCUAGCCAACUUGGUGCAAAAGGGUUUACAAAAGCUGAUCGAGAUGCGCGUGAUCGGACACCUUUUGUUAGGCUAUUCGUACGAAAUUUUAAAGAUCUAGGAAUAUAAGCAAUAGAAAGUUCAGAAAAUUCUUUGGAUACAGCCUGUAUUUCGUCGAGCUCCGAGUCCAAUGCAGGUUAAUUUUCCUCCUUUUGAAUGAGUAUAACCAGUUGUUCACAGUCGAUUGAAAGACCAUCUCUCUGUGUCCAAACUUCAGUAUCACUUGCAUUACCCAUAGCAAACCUUCAGCUUCCGCCUGCAGUGGUGAUUUGGUGCGUGUAUAUCUGCCUUUGCUCCAAACAUCAUUAGAAAGUCACCAUCCAUUAACACAAAGCCAAGUCCAGAUAUGUCUCUUUCAUUUAUCCAGGAUGUCUAGCAGGAGCGUUUUUUUCCAGAGGAACAGUUGUGUCUGUUACCUCAACUCCCAUAUCAAUCUCCAUAAACUCGUCUAUACGUUGAGCUAUCCUCCAACACUCUGCUUCAAUUUUAUUCGCUAAUGGGAAAGACAUAAUUCCUAUGACACUAUUAAUGAUUGUUUUUUUUUGUAACACCGGUACGG
Brassica napus (rape) is the source of this 1787-nucleotide messenger RNA. Its product is annotated as transcription factor bHLH96-like. The record is from RefSeq and is a predicted model, not a curated record. NCBI's taxonomy places the organism in Eukaryota, Viridiplantae, Streptophyta, Magnoliopsida, Brassicales, Brassicaceae. Bases 211 to 1194 code for a protein of 327 amino acids. Gene Ontology annotation, biological process: regulation of transcription by RNA polymerase II. The transcript has 4 exons. Gene Ontology annotation, molecular function: protein dimerization activity; DNA-binding transcription factor activity, RNA polymerase II-specific; RNA polymerase II cis-regulatory region sequence-specific DNA binding.